AUGCGAUUGUAUCGCUUCGUACUCGUGAGGCUAUUGGUGCUUGCCCUGGUCGUUGCAACCUGGAGCGCGCGUACUGUUAAAAAAGCGCGGGCUCUCUACCAGCUCUGUAUAGUAUUGGCGGUUCAAGUGCUAAACUGGAGCUUCUGUACGAAAAUCAGACUGCGUGACGGGGCGUCUUCUCGUUCAAAUUGCAGCAGUUUCGCUUCUGCGGAACAAGUGCAGAGGAUUUCGUUGGAGUUUUUCCUCGUGACCUUUCCUGGGCCGAUGAAUGCCAACAAUCAAAGUUCCGAUUCCGUUGAAGAUGUUGAAGAAGUGGUUGAUUUCUCUUCGACAGACUUUGAACUUGAAGACUCUAGUGCAGGUCAGUCGGGAGCGGGCAGUUACACAGACGUCACGGCCGCGCUGUACGGCCGGCAGAUCGGGGGUGAAAACCCCUACCGAUCGACUGGCGCUGCGUACAGAAGAUCGCAUGCACGAUCGCAUGCUGUUGAACAGAGCUCGCCUUUAGCUGGAGCGUCAGUAUCCCCGAAUCAUGUAACCGAAGAUGAGCUUCUGUCGCGCAUUCAGGAGCUCCAGUUCCAGCUCAUGGACCUUCGGGAGUCGGGGAAUCCACCGAGUGGCACAAACCGAACGCCGCUGAAUUUGGGGACACCAGCGGAGAGUACACCCGUCGCUGGUGAGCUGCAACAGACUGGUGUCACCGGUUCCGAUGACGCCGCCUCCGCUGCGUUGAGCAGAACGAUAUCGCUUCCCGCAUCGGCAGCAACACAGACCGUCAGGGAAACGAUCGCUGAGGGCCCCAGUCAGUUUUCGCAAGCCUCUGGUAGUCCAGCAGAUACCGAAUCGAGUGCUAUCCAGGCGUUUGGAGGAAGCGACGGCACGGCAGCGGCACUGGACGCAGCCGGCACCCAGGCUCGCGCCUCCACGGAGCACACUGGUUCCUGGCGCGUUAGUCGACGUGCGGCUUCGUUACCGCGAAACACACGCACCGAUAUGCACUCUGAAAUGCAAUCAGAGGAUGAGAGUAAGCCGAAGUUGAUCAUCGUGUCGAAUCGCUUACCGAUUACGAUGAAGCGUCGCAAUGAUGGGCAGUACGACUAUACCAUGAGCUCUGGGGGCCUCGUAUCGGCACUGGAGGGUGCGCUGGACCCGCGUGAGCUCCCAUUCAUUUGGGUUGGUUGGCCCGGAGGCGAAGUCGAUCCCGCAGACGAGACGCAGGUAUCCACGGAGCUGCUUCAUAGGUACGGUCUGGUGCCUGUAUUUUUGAGCGCAGAGCUUCACGAACUGUACUAUAAUGGAUUCUGCAACGAUGUGCUGUGGCCUCUAUUCCACUACGUUCCAUUGCAGGUUGUUUCCCAGGACGGAGAGCGCAAGUUCGAUUACAAGUAUUGGGCCGCGUACACGACAGCCAACCAGCGCUUUGCCGAAGCAAUCAUGUCGGUGUAUCGACGGGGCGACUCAGUCUGGGUUCAGGACUAUCACUUGAUGCUGCUCCCAGCACUGCUCCGACGAAAACUGCGUCACUCAACUCGAAUUGGUUUCUUUUUGCACACGCCGUUUCCCUCGAGCGAGGUCUACCGGAUUCUACCUGUCCGGCGGGAGAUUCUCGAGGGCGUCCUUGCGGCGGAUCUCAUUGGCUUUCACACCUUCGACUAUGCGCGCCAUUUCCUCUCAGUAUGUACGAGGAUCCUCGGACUGGAGUCGUCACACAAGGGCGUCGCCUUCCACGGUCAUUUUGCGCGGGUCGGCAUUUUCCCCAUCGGCAUUGAUCCGAACCUGUUUUUGCGAACGAUGGAGCUGGCGCUGGUCAAAGCCCGGAUCGAGGAACUGCGCAAUCGAUUUCGAGGGCAAAAAAUUCUCAUCGGGGUUGAUCGCUUGGACUACAUUAAGGGGGUACCGCACAAGCUGCUCGCUUUUGAAACCCUGCUCAAAAAGUACCCCGAAUGGCACGAGAAAGUGGUACUGGCCCAGAUCGCUGUCCCGUCUCGAAUUGAGGUCGAAGAGUACCGCAAGCUGAUCGCGUACACGAACGAGCUUGUGGGACGGAUUAACGGCAGGUUCGGCUCCGUGGAGUAUGCACCCAUCAUGUUUAUCAAUCAGAGCAUUCCUUUUGAGGAGCUGUGCGCCCUGUAUCACGUCGCUGAUGUUGCCGUUAUCACGUCGAUUCGCGACGGCAUGAACUUAGUUUCCUAUGAGUAUGUUAUGUGCCAGAGAGAGAAAUGUGGUGUUCUGAUUCUGAGCGAGUUUGCCGGCUCGGCACAGUCGCUUUCCGGUGCGAUUCGGGUGAAUCCAUGGAAUAUCGAGGAGCUUGCAGCCGCGAUGCAUGAGGCACUCACCAUGAGUGAUCGCGAGCGUGAAAUGAAGCACUGGAAGCUCUAUCGGUAUGUUACCACGCACACAGCGUCGUACUGGGCGCAGUCGUUUGUCUCCGAGUUGCAGCAGCUGCGCAGCACGCAGCAGCAACAACAGCAGCCAGAUAGCCAGCAGCUGCUGACUGUUCCGGAGUUCAUGCAACAAGUGGCUCGUGCUCAGCAUCGCUUGUUCAUUCUCGGUUACGAGGGAAGCAUCCAAGAACAACAAAGUGUCCCUGAGCUGGCGGCGCCAUCGCAAAUGCUCUGGCGCUUGCUGAUGCGUCUCUGUUCGGACGGAAAUAAUCGAGUCUAUUUGAUGAGCUCUAGGGAUCGCAGCCAUCUCAUGAGCUGGUUUGAGGAAGUCCGGGCCGGUGGAGAGCGCUCUGCGAACGCCACGCUCCUAUCCAUGGGCCUGAUCGCAGAGGAUGGACAGUUUUAUCGACACCCUGGGCGGCUAACUGAAUGGAAAGUCACCACGAGUGCAACCGAAGCAAAUGCGAGCGAGACCGAGCUCAAAUGGAAACACGAAAUCUUGCCUAUUUUGAACUAUUACACCGAACGAACACCGGGAAGCUUUCUCGAGAUCAAAGAGCGCUCUAUAUCCUGGCACUAUCGCGAUGCUGAUCCCGAUUACGGAGUCUGGCAGGCCCGUGAAUUGCAAGCCCAUCUCGUGGACUACUGUACCACCAUGCCGAUGGAGGUCAUUCACCAGGGUGGCAGCGCCAAGCGCAUUGACUUUCGAGCCAGCGGCGGUAGCCGGGCUGCUGCCGUAGCCCGAGUUCUGCAGGAUCUCGGAUCCUCGUGGCAUCUCGUUUUCUGCUUGGCCGCUGAUACACGGGAUGAUAACGAAGUGUACACGCUGCUUCGCGGUUAUCGACGCGACACUGGCGAUCGUAUCGCGUGGACGUGUAGCGUCGGAUCCGGGGUGGUGACUGCGGGGAGCUCCGCGCCCACCAGCGCCGAGUUCUUCCUACCCGACAUUGGACACGCCAGACAUGUCCUCCGCGAGAUUGUCGGCUUAACAGUGACCUCAAGUAAGAGUCGCUCUCGCGAAACCGAACGACGGAGGCGUUCAGGCAGUGGCACCCAAAUCCUUGCUGCCGACUGA
This is a messenger RNA of Cyanidioschyzon merolae strain 10D, 3459 nucleotides long. RefSeq names its product alpha,alpha-trehalose-phosphate synthase. Gene Ontology annotation, cellular component: cytosol. Bases 1 to 3459 code for a protein of 1152 amino acids. Gene Ontology annotation, biological process: trehalose biosynthetic process. Gene Ontology annotation, molecular function: alpha,alpha-trehalose-phosphate synthase (UDP-forming) activity. The record is from RefSeq and is a predicted model, not a curated record. NCBI's taxonomy places the organism in Eukaryota, Rhodophyta, Bangiophyceae, Cyanidiales, Cyanidiaceae. The transcript has a single exon.